Messenger RNA from Equus quagga, 1616 nucleotides. It is a transcript of the gene CAPNS1, whose product is annotated as calpain small subunit 1. Gene Ontology annotation, molecular function: calcium ion binding. Bases 299 to 1090 code for a protein of 263 amino acids. The record is from RefSeq and is a predicted model, not a curated record. Lineage: Eukaryota; Metazoa; Chordata; Mammalia; Perissodactyla; Equidae. The transcript has 12 exons.
GUCACGGGUCCCGCCCUGUCGAGCCGGACGCAGCUGGAGGCCCGGGAGCGGCGCAGGCGAGCGGAGCCGCGGACUGUGAGCGAGGCGGUGAGCGCCCGGUGCAGACUGCCCCUGCACUCCGGGCCUCCUGGUGGAGAAUCUCUGAUCCGCGCCCCUGACCCACCCAACACCCAAGUCCAGUUUUGGGGCUCUGGAUCUCAGACUCGAGCGCCCAAACACGUCAAGGAUGCCUUCCACCAACUUGGGGCCCCCAUCUUGAGAACUCGCCCGGACCUGGACGGGAUAUUGAGUCGCAGCCAUGUUCCUGGUUAACUCGUUCCUGAAGGGCGGCGGCGGCGGCGGGGGAGGCGGGGGCCUGGGCGGGGGCCUGGGGAAUGUGCUCGGAGGCCUGAUCAGCGGCGGCGGCGGAGGCGGUGGCGGUGGUGGUGGCGGCGGCGGCGGUGGCGGCGGAACUGCCAUGCGCAUCCUGGGCGGGGUCAUUAGCGCCAUCAGCGAGGCGGCUGCGCAGUACAACCCAGAGCCCCCGCCCCCACGCACCCAUUACUCCAACAUCGAGGCCAAUGAGAGCGAGGAGGUCCGCCAGUUCCGGAGGCUCUUUGCCCAGCUGGCUGGAGAUGACAUGGAGGUCAGUCCCACAGAACUCAUGAACAUUCUCAACAAGAUCGUGACCCGACACCCUGAUCUGAAGACUGAUGGCUUUGGCAUUGACACGUGCCGCAGCAUGGUGGCCGUGAUGGAUAGCGACACGACAGGCAAGCUGGGCUUCGAGGAAUUCAAGUACUUGUGGAACAACAUCAAAAAGUGGCAGGCCAUCUACAAACAGUUUGACAUGGACCGUUCGGGGACCAUCGGCAGCAGUGAACUCCCAGGGGCCUUUCAGGCAGCAGGGUUCCACCUGAACGAGCAUCUCUACAACAUGAUCAUCCGACGCUAUUCGGAUGAAGGAGGGAACAUGGAUUUUGACAACUUCAUCAGCUGCCUGGUCAGGAUGGACGCCAUGUUCCGUGCCUUCAAAUCUCUUGACAAAGAUGGCAGUGGACAAAUCCAGGUGAACAUCCAGGAGUGGCUGCAGCUGACUAUGUAUUCCUGAAGGGGAACCCCGGACCUGCCCCCCGUCGCCUCGCUGGAGGAGUCGCCUUGGACUCUGCAGUCUCUCCCAGGGCUCAUCCUGUCUGCGGUCUUGUCUUCAUGGGUCCUGCGCACCCACAGGCCUUUCCCUUCUCCCAGCCCUUGGCACCUGGCUUCUCCGUCAAGAGCCAGGGUCCAACCUGCGCCAACCUGCCCUGCCCCAAGUUACCCCUGGCUCUGAGACACCUAACACGCCCUGCCCCGAGAGUCACCCUACCCCAGCACACCCAUCUCACACCCGCUCCAUCAGCCCUCUCGGGCACCUGUGCCAAGCCAGCACUUGUGUUGCUUCCAUGCCCCAAGGACCCUUCUCUCAGUCCUGAGACUGUCACUCCAGUCCCUACACGCCCUGGCACACCCAUUCAUGGUUACCACCCAGGCAGCCAACUCCAGGCCGUAACAGGCCCGCACACCCCAGUGCCUUUGUAUUCUGCUCCAGCCUGCCAGGCCCAGGAGGAAAUAAAUGCACCCCAGUUGCUGCUGUCUCA